AUGGGGGAGACUGAUGACUUUACAAAUGUCCUGAAGACAAUCAUUGUCAUUCUCAACAAGGAAGGGCGAGCCAUGGCAGCUGAUCUAGACGUGGUGAACCUGUUCAUUAUCGCAGGAGGAACUUUGGCUAUUCCCAUCCUGGCCUUUGUUGCCUCUUUCCUGCUCUGGCCUUCAGCUCUCAUUAAAGUCUAUUACUGGUACUGGAGGAGGACCCUGGGCUUACAGGUACGCUAUGCAGACUGUGGAGGUUAUCGCUUCUGUUUCUCCUACAGAGGAAAGCCUGGGAUAAGACCGUCCAUCUUGAUGCUGCAUGGGUUCUCUGCACACAAAGACACAUGGCUCACUGUUGUUAAGUAUCUACCCAAACAUCUACACAUUGUGUGUGUGGACAUGCCCGGCCAUGAGGGAACAACACGCAUAAACUCAGACGAUUACUCCAUACAGGGGCAAGUCACAAGGAUCCAUCAGUUUGUGGAAAUCAUUCGACUCAACACAAAACCUUUUCAUCUAGUUGGAACCUCCAUGGGUGGAAAUGUAGCUGGAGUGUAUGCAGCUUGCUACCCCUCAGAGAUCUGUAGCAUGACUCUCAUUUGUCCAGACGGUAUAAGGCACCCAUGUGAGACCAAAUUUGACAAUCAUCUGCAGGACCUGGAGCACAGCAAUUACACAUUAAAUAUCCCGCUGAUACCAACAACACCUGAAGAGAUGGAGGACAUGUUCAGACUUUGCUCUCACGUUCGCUUCAAAAUACCCCAGCAGAUUCUUCAAGGAUUGGUAGAUGUCCGGCAGCCUCACAACACAUUCUACCAGGAAGUAUUUAUGGAGAUCGUCAGUGAGAAAUCAAGAUAUGCCUUACAGGACCAUUUACAUCUCAUCUCUGCACCUUUACAAGUGAUAUGGGGAAAGCAAGAUCAGGUGGUGGAUGUUUCUGGAGCUGCAGUCAUUGCUGAAGUGUUGCAAGGGUGCAGGGUGGACCUGCUGGAGAACUGUGGGCACUCUGUGGCGAUGGAGAGACCUUGUCGGACUGCAAAACUCAUCCUGGAGUUCAUUAUUUUGCAGCAAGAUGCCCGGGGUGGCGCAAAGAAAUCUUCAUAA
Messenger RNA from Cheilinus undulatus (humphead wrasse), 1095 nucleotides. It is a transcript of the gene abhd6b, whose product is annotated as abhydrolase domain containing 6, acylglycerol lipase b. The coding region runs from base 1 to 1095 and encodes 364 amino acids. The transcript has 9 exons. The record is from RefSeq and is a predicted model, not a curated record. Lineage: Eukaryota; Metazoa; Chordata; Actinopteri; Labriformes; Labridae.